Molecule: messenger RNA, 768 nt
Organism: Metarhizium album ARSEF 1941
Lineage: Eukaryota; Fungi; Ascomycota; Sordariomycetes; Hypocreales; Clavicipitaceae
Product: dienelactone hydrolase family protein
Exons: 4
Coding region: 1-768 (255 amino acids)
Molecular function (GO): hydrolase activity
Source: RefSeq, a predicted model, not a curated record
AUGCUGAUCCAAGAAUCCCACGUCGACGUGCCCACAACUGCCGACGGCAAGGGCAGCACCAUGCUUACUGGUCCAGUUGCUCGGUUCGCUCGCCAGAUAGCCGGGCAGGGAUACAUUGUUGCGGCGCCGUCCUCAUACCAUGACUUUGUUGGGCCGGAGCCGUUAAAGUACGACGCGGAGGACACGGACCGCGGCAACAAGUUCAAGAUUGAAAAGACGCUCGACUCGUACGAUGCCGACUCGUGCGCAACCGUCGACCACCUCCUCUCCCUUCCCACCUGUACCGGUCUCAUCGGCUCAACCGGCAUGUGUCUGGGCGGCCAUCUAGCUGUGCGAGCUGCCCUUGACCCCCGCAUAACCGCCUGCGUAUCCUAUUUUGCCACGGACAUUCACAGCCGCACCCUCGGCCCCUACGCCGCAGCAAACUCGUCCCCGUCUCCGCCCGCAAACUCCAACCACACCAUAGACCUCUUGCCCAGACUGGGCGGGGAGGUUGCCAUGAUCUUUGGUGUCAAGGAUACCCACGUCCCCGACCAGGGCCGUGACCUGAUUCGCAGCAAGCUCCGUGCCACAGGUUGCGUCUUUAGCUUUCACGAAUUCGCCUGGGCCCAACAUGCCUUCAUACGGGACGAGCUGAGCAAGGGGCGGUACGACCCAGCUGUCACCAAGAUUUGUUUUGAGGUUUUGCUGGAGUUGUUCGGCAGAGUUCUGAAGACUGAUCUGGGCCAGAAGCACGGGAACGUUGCGCCUCCAGAGCACGUGUGCUAG